AUGAUCACCAAGCAGCUAGCUGACCUCACCAAGAAGAUGGAGAGGAACCAAGUGGCAGCCAUCACCACUUCACCAACAACCCAAGAAGAAAUGGAUGAAGAGGCAGAGGGUAAUCUUGAGCAAGCCAACUGCAUUGGGAAUUCACCUAGACAGAACCAUGAUCCAUACUCCAAAACCUACAACUCUGGAUGGAAGAACCACCAAAACUUUGGGUGGGGGAAUCAGCAAGAUCAAAGCCAAGACCAGAGACGUUACAACUCCAACAACAAUGUAGCUCAUCAACAAUUCACACAGAGGACAUAUCAGCAUCCCCACAACAACACUUCUCCAUACCCAUAUCAAAACCAAAACAACACAUCUACUCCCAAUCCACCAUCAUUUGAUGACAAGCUCUCUAAGAUUGAAACAUUACUUGAAGGAAUAUGCCAAGAGAUUCAAGAAAACAAGGUGUUCAAAGAGGAGGUGCGAGCCAAUAUUAAGAACCAGGGAGAAACCAUCAAGAAGCUGGAAUUCCAAGUGGGAUGCUUAGCUGAGAAGAUUCCCAAACCUACUGAUGGCUUCCCAAGUGAUACGGAGAAAAACCCAAAAGGAGAAGCAAAGAAAGUAAGAUGGGAAGAUUGCAAAAUGAUCACUACAAGUGAUCAAGAGGAUGAAGACAAGCAAAGCAAACUCUCCCAACAGCCUGAAGACAACUCAACAGAGGAGGAGGAUAGAGAUCACCAAGAACCAGAAAUCUCACAACAAGAGUUGCUUAAGCUCUAUGCACCAUUUCCCCAACUGCUCAAUGGUGCUGUGGGGAAGAGAAUAUACUCAAGGUUCCUAGACUUGUUUGCAUCUCUGCAUGUGAACAUACCAUUCAUCAAGGCCAUCCAACAAAUGCCUGCAUUCAUCAAGUAUAUGAAGGAACUUCUUCCCAGGAAAAGCUCACUCAAAGGAGGCCAAACUAUAGUGUUGAACAAGGAAUGUAGUGCCCUUAUUCAACCUGAGUUGCCUGCAAAAAGAAAAGACCCAUGGAGUUUUCACACCCCCUGUGCCAUAGGAGAAAUAAUGUUUGAUAGAGCACUCUGUGAUUUGGGGGCAAGCAUCAACUUACUGCCAUUAUCCUUGGUAAAGAGGCUGGAAAUCAAUGAGAUAAUGCCCACAGAUGUGGUCAUCAGACUGGCUGACAAGACUCAAAAGCAAGCAAUAGGAGUGGUGGAAAAUGUGUUGCUAAAGGUUGGGAAAUACUUUCUCCCAACAGACUUUGUCAUCCUGGACAUGGAAGAGAGUCACACUCACCCAAUCAUAUUGGGGAGACCCUUCCUAGCUACAGCCAGAGCACUCAUAGAUGUGGAGCAAGGGGAGCUAAUAUUGAGGAUCCAUGAUGAACGACUCAGCUUUAAUAUCUUCAAAUUCUCACAAGAAGCAGACCAAGAGCACAAGGAACCAAGCAAAGAUCAUAAUGAGAUAUUGAAGGAGGAAGCAAGCACUGAAGUACACCCAACCUAUCUGGAGACCCCUUUGGUUGAUAAACAAGGGAAACAGCAACCAUCACAGCUCAAGGAAAAGUUGGAGGAACCUAAACCUCUAGAAGGAUGUGAAGACAACAUCAAAACCCCCUUAGAGGAAGAAGUCAUCAAGAGCAAGGCAAUAUCAAAAGACACAAGGAAGAAGGUACCAAGGAGGUGGAGGAACAAAAAGAUCCCUACGGAAGACCUUUCUCCAGGGGAUAGAGUGAUCUCAGCUUACUUCCCAGAUAUUCCCCCUAAUCUCCCCACUGUACCAUCUCAGUUACCUAAAGUCUUCAUAAUCAACAGAGUUCUUUCCCUGGAACAUGUAGAGAUCAUUGAUACAACCAAUGGAUACAAGUCCACAGCAAGAGGGGAGGACUUCGUGUCAAUGCCAUGGGAAAAGAAAAGGAGCAUUGAUGGGGAUUGA
Messenger RNA from Arachis stenosperma, 1917 nucleotides. RefSeq lists its product as uncharacterized. The transcript is spliced from 2 exons. The record is from RefSeq and is a predicted model, not a curated record. Lineage: Eukaryota; Viridiplantae; Streptophyta; Magnoliopsida; Fabales; Fabaceae. Bases 1 to 1917 code for a protein of 638 amino acids.